Malania oleifera is the source of this 2387-nucleotide messenger RNA. Its product is annotated as E3 ubiquitin-protein ligase AIRP2. Bases 1557 to 2222 code for a protein of 221 amino acids. Gene Ontology annotation, molecular function: ubiquitin protein ligase activity. NCBI's taxonomy places the organism in Eukaryota, Viridiplantae, Streptophyta, Magnoliopsida, Santalales, Ximeniaceae. Gene Ontology annotation, biological process: protein ubiquitination. The transcript is spliced from 5 exons. The record is from RefSeq and is a predicted model, not a curated record.
CAUUCAAAUUACCAACCCACCCCCGGAUACGCAAGGCGUCCAAAUACUAGUAGUCACUUGAGAGACUUGCAGAUGGGAACAGUACGGUCCGGUACAAGUAUAAGAAGCUCGAAACGGCGGUUGCGGUGUAGGUGUCUCGCUUUCCGGCCCUCUCUGACGUCAAUUGUCCCUCGCACGCUUUGAUUUCGGGACUCGGAAAGUCUCUAGUGUCAUCGAUCGAGAGGAAUGGGGGGGAGGGAUUGCUAGGGCUUUCGAUUUUUCGCGGGAUUUUUUUUUUGUUGGAUGGGAUUGGUUUUUCCGGGAAAAACGCGGCCAUGGGUAAGGCUUUCAAGGAUUCUCUCAAAGCGCUCGAAGCUGAUAUUCAGCAUGCCAAUACCCUGUAACUCUAUUUCUUUCUCUGAAGCUGUGGUUUUGUUAAAACCUCUCUUACUUGCGGAAUACUGUGUUUCUGUUAAUUUCAUGUCAAAGUGUUGCUUUUGGAUUGAUUCUGCAGUUUAAUAUGCUGUUCUUCUGAAAAUUUUAGUGAUUGGUGUUGAAAUUUCAGUUGUGCGAUGAGUAGCAUACAGCUUCCGUGCUACCAUUUUUCUUUUUACCGAUUUCACUCUGUAAACUGGCAGCUGUUCUUCUCCAGCUCUUGGCAUUACGAUAUGAGUUUGGUUUGGUUAGAAAUUUUAUGGGUUGGGAUUAAGCCCCGUUUGGUACUGCUUAUAAGUAAGUAUUUUUAUUAAUUAUAGUAAAUAAGUAUUGUUCGAUGACUGACCUCUGAGGGAAAGUUAUUAUAACCCAAGUACUUCCCAGAAAUUGUUAAACGAGAGAUUUUCUGAGCAGUGCAAUGUAUGCGUUUGUUGUCGGUGCAUUGUAAUUGAACUGUUAAGUGGCGGUUAUAUUUGUGAAGUAUGUGACGGAAAAUGUCAAACCUUAGGAUGUUGCUUGGUAUUUGGGAAGUACUCUUCUUGGUCUUUAAACAGCUAAAGUUAAUGCUAUACUUUGGCCAUUGGGUGUGAGAAAGUUAGUCACUAAGCUUAAAUGCUAUGAUAAUACAUGGAAAUUCCAAAUUUGUUCAACUGAUAAGUUUUCAGACUUCAACUGUAUUAAUAUCGACAUUGGGAAUUUUUAAUCCAGAUUGAACAGAGCAUAUCUACAGUGAUUUUUGGCAAGCCUCGAUUCCUUAGCUGGUGUAGAAUAACAUCUAAUUAUGUGUUUAGGAGCGUGAAUUUCAGGCCUAGGAUUUGGAUUUGUGUGAAUUUGGACAAAGUUCAAUACAAUUUUGUACUGUAAUUUGUCCAAAUCCACCCUUGACCCUCCUGAACACAGGGUGACUUUAUUCAUGAACCUUCUUCUUGAUGUUCUUUAUUAUCAAAAUUUAGAAGUGGACGUCCAAACUAGCGGGCAAAGUUUUAGGAAGCCCUUAUUAGCUCAAGAAUCACAUUCAUAUGUGAUAUUGCAACCUUAUUCUAAUCUUGCUUGGUCUGUUGGAUAUGUAUGAUACUGGAUUAUUGAUCUUCAUUUGAGGCAUGACAAUCCACUAGCUAUUGCUUUGUGCCUAAGUUCUAAACAUGGCCUCGGGUUGCCCAAGGGAGAAUGACGGAGCAUGCCUUCAGAUGAGACUGUCCUACAGUCCUGCUGCUCGCUUAUUUCUCUUUCUUGUUCAAUGGACAGACUGUCAUCUUGCUGGUGCUCUGGGCUUCCUUAGAAUAUUAAUUCAUUUGACAUAUGCAGAUGGGAAGACGACUAUGUCUGUCCAAGAAAGAAAAGCAAGCAUUAGAGAAUUCUAUGCUGUGAUAUUUCCUUCUUUAUUGCAACUUCAAAAAGGGAUCACUGAUUUGGAAGAUAGCAAACAGAGAGAGGUGUGUACUAUUAGGUACAAAAAGAAUGAUGAAUUGAACAGGGGGAAAAACUCUGCUUCUGAUGUAGAGAGAGAAGAGGAGUGUGGGAUUUGCUUGGAGAUGAACAGCAAGGUUGUAUUGCCCAAUUGUAGCCAUUCAUUGUGCAUGAACUGCUAUCAGGAAUGGUGUGCACGGGCUAAAUCAUGCCCCUUCUGUCGAGAUAGCCUGAAACGGGUGAACUCAGGUGACCUUUGGAUUUACCCUUGCAAUAUCGACAUCGUUGAUCUAUCCAUAGUUUUGAAAGAGAACUUGAAGAGGCUAUUCAUAUAUAUCGACAAGUUGCCUUUAAUCGUUCCAGACUCUGUGCUUGUUCCUUAUGAUUCUCAUCUCAGGUGAGGAGUAGAGGAUGCCUGAUUGUAUAUAAGUCCCGAACAUGCACAUUUGAACUUGUAAAUUCCAGCCGGCACAUCUUAUGCAUAGAGUUUUUUCUAUUCAAUGAUUUUUCUGUAUUGAAUAUAAAACCUUUCUUAUUUUAAUUCUAUUUAAAUUGUUUUUUGGAAA